This is a messenger RNA of Scutellospora calospora, 223 nucleotides long. The record is from the annotation of a GenBank genome assembly. Lineage: Eukaryota; Fungi; Glomeromycota; Glomeromycetes; Diversisporales; Gigasporaceae.
AUGUUAAACAUAGCAAACCUAAACCCACAAGAAAGCAAGAAAAGACCAUCAAAGAAACUUAUUUCAAAAUUCAUGGGUCCUUUUAAGAUUGUUCAGAAAAUUUCAACAGUAGCUUACCAAUUAGAACUUCCUAAAACCAUGCGUAUUCAUCCAGUCUUCCAUAUAUCCUCGUUAAAACAAUAUUAUCCUAAUGAAGACAAAGACACUACCGAAUCAACCCAAG